UCCCCAAUUGAUCCCUGAUGUGAGCUAUAAUCAAGUGAGAUACGAGUACACUACGAUCACUUCAGUGGAGAGAUCGUGAUGCUGACACACUAGCGGAUAAAUGUUGUGUUGUUUGCUUCAGCACACCACGUGUUUAGAAAUAAGUGCGUGAGUGUGUGUCGUCUGUUUACAUGUGUGCAAGCGGCGGCGGCGCGAAACACAAGUCAACUGGAGUGUUUAUCGAGCCCGUGUGUGUGGUGGUGGAGUGUGCAGCUGCACAGCAAGCCAUGUCUCCCGCGAGUGAACUGAAGUGCCUCAAUGCUCCUGCUGGGGACGACGGGGAAGGUGAGGGGAGCCGGCGAGUCCUCAUGGCAGGAGGGAAGAUGAUGCAUGAUGAGGGAGGAGAGGAUGAGGGAAGAGAAGAAGCCUUGACGGAAGACUUAAUACAAGAUAUUUUGGGCCCUGAAGACAACACACUGUGUGGGGUGGGCGGUGUGAGGGGCGGUGCAUUGCAGCGGCUGGCCACGCCCCUGACCUACCUCGUGCUGUCCAGUGCCGCGGCUCUUGUGCAGGGAAUGUUCUAUACCUUCGCCAAUGCAACACUGUCCACCAUUGAGCGACGCUUCAGGCUGCCCAGCAAAGUGUCUGCUUUCAUUACAACGGGGAACGAUCUAGUGCAGCUCUUCUUCGGGAUCCCCCUGGCGUAUGUCGCUGGGAGAGGACACAGACCGAGGUGGCUGGCGCUGAGCAUGCUGGGAGCCACUGCAGCCUGCCUGCUCGCCACCAGCCCUCACUUCAUCUUCGGCCCUGGUGAUACAGCCGCCGCCGUGACGCAAGAUUUGACACCUAGCGGAAAGGGUCUGUGCACGAAGGAGGGGAGUGGUGGUAACUCGUCUUGUGGUGCUGAGGGCGUGGCCAUCAACACGGAGCAGUACACGGUGGUCACCCUCCACCUCCUAGCACAGGUGCUCGCGGGCCUGGCGUCGCUCAUGUACUACACUGUAGGACACACUUAUCUGGACGACGCUGUGAGGAAAGACAAGGUGCCGCUGUUCUUAGCUAUAUCGGGGUGUGUACGUAUUCUGGGCCCUGUGUGUGCGUAUUCCCUAGCAUCAUGGUGCCUGUCCAUGUGGGUAGACCCGUCCCAGGAGCCGCCCCUGCCACCCAGACACCCACAGUGGAUCGGUGCCUGGUGGAUAGGCUAUAUUGUGAUCGGUGGGUGUCUGGGCGUGGAGGCGUGGCUGUUGGCGCUGCUGCCCAAGACUUUGCCAGGCACGCGGCGGAGGAUGGUGCGGGAGCUGCGACAGGCGGCGGCGAAGGGCGGGGUGAGGGCCGUGCAAGAGUUAGCGGCCACCCUGCGUCCCGGCAACCAGAGCCCGAUAAGAGAUCUGUUCGGUGGUCUGCGGCGCCUGGUGCGAAACAAGGUAUACCUAAUGGUGGUGUUGAAUCAGUCCAUCUUCUGGUUCGCCUUCAUCGGCUACAUAACCUUCAAGCCAAAGUUUCUUGAGCACCAGUUCAAGAUGUCAGCGGCGCGUGCCAACCAAUACAUAGCGGCGGCGGCCACGGCUGCUACCUUGGCGGGCUGGCUGAUGACGGGGGCAACUCUAUCGCUGAUCAAGCCUCGUUCCCGCACUGUCCUCAUCUUCAUGGCUUCCCUAUCCGUCAUUAACUGCAUCCUGCACCUCAGCAUGGUGAACGUGUCCUGUGAUCGUGAGGUUAUACUAGGCAUGGACACAGUGCUGAGACGAAGUGACACCCCUCUUUCCCCCUCCUACGAGCCCUCCACGCCUCCAGGUGCAGAUGAUUCGCUAGAGGAGUGCAUGGCGGCGUGUGGGUGUACCCCUAAGUUCUCCCCUGUGUGUGUAGCUGGGCGGGACACCUACUACAGUGCUUGUUUCGCCGGGUGCUCCUCCUAUACUUCGCCCUUCACGUCCCUCGCUAUCCUUAACUCCAGCAGCGGUAACUUCACUAUUGCCAAAGCUAGUAAGAAGGUUUACGAAAGAUGCUCCUGUGCUGCUGAGGUUAUGAAUUCAUCUCUCAACAUGCCCCAGUCAGCCUCCUCGUCAGCGUCACCGUCAGCAGUGGAUGGGUACUGCAGCCACGAGUGUCCAGCCUUCUAUAUGUACCUCGCCCUCACUGUGCUGACUAAGAUGACACUAGCAGCCAGCAGAGUGCCGGUCAACAUUAUGCUUUUCAGGUGUGUGGAGCCCCGUGACAAGGAUUUAGGGCUGGGUGUGUUCAAUUCGGUCCUCGCUCUAUGCUCUUUCAUCCCGGCGCCUGUGGUCUUCGGCUGGGCUAUUGAUGCCGCGUGUCGCUUGUGGGAGGAGUCCUGCGGGGGUCGCGGCUCCUGCUGGCUGUAUGACAUAGACACUUUCAGGAAAACCCUACAUGGCAUUCCAGCAGGUUUAAUGGCGCUGUGUCUUCUCACGGAGUUGGUUCUGAUCUUCCUGCACAAAUCUAUUCACCUCUACGGACCAGCAGAGAAGACCCGCGAGGAUAGCUAAGACUUGUGCUGCGCCUCAGUGUAAAUGUUGCGCCGCCUCUCAUCGAAACUGGAUGCAAGACAUAUCAGUACGUCACGUUUGAGCGGGUUAAUUUUUCAGUGGUCGUAUUAUCAAAACGAAAGGGAUGCGUAUCGUCGUCAAGUAUAUGGCCAUACUAAUACAAUUAUUCACACAAAUUUGCCAUAAAUAAAGAAAAAUCGUUCCAACAAGAUAAGAGAAAUGGUCUCUGUAAUGACAUGAUUAGUGUAAUGACGCUGUGUAAGGUGAAGGCUCCAGGCUUUCCCUUCGUCAGUCAGUCUGGAGAGGUGAGAGUACAAUGAUUGUUAGACCUGCUGUGUGUGUUCACCUAAAUCGUAAGGCUUGUGGCUGCUCGUCUCCCGCAGCUAAUAGAAUACAACUUACAGCUUCAUGAAAUACAGAAAGCUGUAGUGCAAGGAUCCGAACACAAGUGGCACGGAAUGAAGCCAAGCAUGAGUAGAGGUAAGGUAGACACCCUUUUCCUCUCGCACAGCCCGUUUUAUGCAUUAUUACGUGUGACAAAGAAUAAGACACAAUGAUGCUAAGGGGGUUUCAACAAAGUGAACGUGAGUAUAUUUGAUGUAUCCGAGUCUUGGAAAGUUAGUCCGUGGUGAAGGAUUAAUCUCCUUUCUAGUUAUACAAGUUGAGUGAUGGCUGUUCCGCCGUGAAGGAUUAGCUCUCUUCUAAGUACACAAAUCGAGCAGUAAAGUGACUGUUCAUAAUUAUGGUUAUUAUAGUGAAGCACAAAUCGCAGUAAAUGUUAAGACGAAGUACGCAGCUUUAUUAACUAAUGUUUUCGGCUGUUAACACUCAGCAAACUUGGGGACCUGGUAGGAAAGCGGAUUUUUUUAGGUGGGGAAGUCUAGAAUAUGGUCAACUGUCACUUUUUACCAAGAAAAAUAAGUGAGCUAUUGUUGCUGUUGUUAUGAUGGACUCCAUCUUUGUUACUGCAGAAAGAUUCCAGAAAUUGGCAGUCUAUACCUCCUUAGGAACACAAAUCUAUCUUAGCAUUAGAUAACCAAACAUAACCAACCGUUAUCUAAUCUAGGUUAGGGUAGGUCAAUUUUAAGGUAAGUAUUGCUGGGUUAGAUUAAUGUCCCUAAGGAGGUAUAGAGUGUCAAUUUCUGGAAUCUUUUUUCUGCAGUAACAAAGACGGAGCCCAUCAGGGUUUCUCAGUGUGUGCUAUGUGGCCCCUGGGACCAUGAAAAGAUUUCAGUGGCCAUUGAAGAAAAUUAGGAAAAUGGGGGCCACAGAACUUCCUAAGUUUGCGUUACUUCAUUUAAGCACUUUUUUCAUAUCUGUUUUAGGUGUGUUGUUGUCUAUCGCGCCCCUGACGGGACGCACGGGCUUGUUUUAGGUUGUUUUCUUGUCACGUGUUUUACUGCUUCAUUUAGCGACUUCAGCAUCUUUUUGCUGAAUCCUGGUAACAUUAAUUUCCCAUAAGUUGGCAACUUAUGAGUUAGGGUUGCUAUGUUUGUCGUUUUAUAGACAUUCUGUUUCAUUUUGGUCUGUUUUGUCCUUUAAUUUCCCUGAAACAAGACAGCCUUAAUCUGCUUUUUUUCUUUUUUUGCCUAAUUUUCACCCAUUUUUACCCAAAUUUUGAAGUCUAUUGAUUUACUAGUAGAGUAUGAAUUUCAAGUCCACAGUUCUAUCCUAACAACGAUCAUUACAAUAUUUACUUCCCAAGAUGUGGUAAAUUACGGGGGCGGGCACCCACAGGAAUUCAAAUUACCUUGGAGACCACCACUGCCGAAAAAAAGGUUGAGGUAUAGACCACCGAUUUCUGGAGAUUUUCUAUAGUAUCGAAGAUGGCGUCCGUCCAUCACAACAACAGCUCCAAUCAUUCCUAAUUAUUUUUCGUGGGAACAGGUGAUAUGUGACCAUAUUUUAUCUUCACUCACUCAAAAACUUUCCCACCAGAUCCCCAAGUUUGUUGGGUGUUAAGAGCUUAAAACAUUAGUAAAUAGAGCUGUGUGCUGCGUCCUAAUACGGGGGCUGGGUGGCGUAGUUGCUUAAUUAAUUAAGGCGGCUUGUGUUCGAAUCCUUGCCAAACUUAGUUGCCCGGUGGGAGAUAGUGCGGUCUUCCGUUAUCCCUAGCUGUGCCAUAUGACCUAAGCUUUUGCGGCACCUAAUGGAAGAUUUUUUUUUUUUCGUGUUAAUACAAGUUUCACUGCGAGAUAGUGUUUCGUAAUAACCAGUAAACAAUCGUGUGCUACUUUACAGUUAGAAUAGUAAAGAAUAGUUAGCCUGCUGAUGGAGGUUUUCUUUUAAAUUAGACGAUUUUGUGUCCACGAGUACCGAUAUUUCUUUAUUGAUUAAAAUGAGUUGCUCAAUAUUAGGUUGGUUAAUUGUUAUUGAAUCGCAGGCAUUGGUCGCCAACCACCAUUUUUUAAGAUAAAGUAAUGAAAUUCAAUCGAUGAAGUCUUUAUCAGUUAGCGGUAUAAAAUGUGAUGGUUUUGUUGUUCAAAGUUAACGUUAUGAACGGCAGUAUUCAGUACAUUGUACAGAAAUUGCGAAUAGGGAGUCAAUAUUGAAAAGACGUUUCAGCUUGCUUUAGAAAGCCGUCAAUAUUGAGAAGACGUUUCAACUUGUUUUUAGAAAGCUCAAAAUUAUUGUAUUGUUAAAUCAGCUGCAAUAGAUAACUAAAUGGAUAAGAAGAUGACUAAUAAAGCAUAUGAUACUAGCAAUAACACGAACAACAGUAUUAAUGAUCAGCUGACAGUGGCACCAGCCUCCGCACUAUGCACACGGAGAAUAAUGCUACUUCACCACCACGGGCUGCGUCGGACCGUGCGGCAAAGCAGUAUGGCGGGCUGGAUGGAUGGAUGGAUUUUGGCCAGUAUGACGGGCCGUAUCAGUGUAUUGUAGGAUGCAACCACAGCGAAGGAAUGGUUUUGCAUUUUUUAUAAAGUCCAAUAAAAGACGUUAUAAUC
Molecule: messenger RNA, 5434 nt
Organism: Portunus trituberculatus (swimming crab)
Lineage: Eukaryota; Metazoa; Arthropoda; Malacostraca; Decapoda; Portunidae
Product: solute carrier organic anion transporter family member 74D-like
Exons: 15
Coding region: 171-2483 (770 amino acids)
Biological process (GO): transmembrane transport; sodium-independent organic anion transport
Cellular component (GO): membrane
Molecular function (GO): protein binding
Source: RefSeq, a predicted model, not a curated record